This is a messenger RNA of Frankliniella occidentalis (western flower thrips), 2064 nucleotides long. RefSeq lists its product as uncharacterized. Bases 430 to 1833 code for a protein of 467 amino acids. Lineage: Eukaryota; Metazoa; Arthropoda; Insecta; Thysanoptera; Thripidae. The record is from RefSeq and is a predicted model, not a curated record. Gene Ontology annotation, molecular function: protein binding. The transcript has 6 exons.
ACAAACUCUUCACAAAGCCACAUACGUGGUUUGGAUUUCCGACGCCACGUGAGCGUUAACGAAGGUAAGAGAACCGACUGACACAGCGGUGUUGUUGUUGAAAAGAUAGCUAGCGCAGCGACCUAACGAAAUCUUACAUUGGCAUGUGGGGCGGGGUAGUCACCUUCACCGCGCAAAGUAUCUCCAGCAGUCAGGCACUACUCCCUGCCUUUGUUGAUUCCACACCGUGUUUUCCUAACUCCGUCCUUUUCGCACUCGUGGGGCUUUGCCAACAGGUGGGACAGAGACGGCAUGACUGAAAACUGUGCGAAACAUGAACAGCCGCCACCGCCAUAACGGUACCGGUGUCCGGUUACAAGCGCUUGGUUUGCAUAUCAACAACAACUGGAGGAUCCUCGUCUGCUGCCGGCUGAAGGCUGAAGGCUGAUCAUGUCAAGCACCAAGAAGAUACAUACAGAUGACGAGACAAUGGAAGCUAUUGAGGAAGACAAGUGCCUAAUCAACAGGCUGCCAGAUGAGAUCAUGGUCCUUUUCUUGAAGAAGAUUGACAUGGAUCAUCUGCUAAAUGAGGUGCCGAGAGUCUGCAGCAGGUGGAGCAGGCUAGCCCAAGAUAAGUAUGUUUGGAAGGGAAGGGGCCUGAUCUUUGAUGAGAAACAGAAGGACAACGAAACAUACGUGAAGGACUUUGUCAAAACAUUGAAUGAGGUGCCCUACCUUAGUUCCUUAAAUUUAUCUAAAGUUCCCGUGGAAGUUGUUGAGGCUGAAGAGGCCGCCAAUGAAGAUACAUCGUCGUGGCCAACCACUAAAGUUAUUAACAAGAAGGCUGGUGCCAACUUUCAACGAAACAUAGGAUUAGCCUCUCUUUGCUGUAAUACUUACUUUGAGGGUCUUCUUGAUCUUAUCAUUGCAAACAGAGAAACACUAAGUAGUGUGAUGUUACAUAAUGUGGAGGUUGAUAAAGUGGGCUCGUGGGAUCAACUCGAAAAUGUGAAAAUUAAGCUUUCAGAGAUAAUGAAAGCAUUAAUAGAUCUUCCUUGCCUGAAGCACCUCUCCCUGGAAUUCAACGAGAUAUGGGAGUUUGGUGACAUUGAACAGUGGUAUGAAGAAUUGGACCACAUAGUUUACUCUUCCCUGCUUCAAAUGACUUCCCUGAAGAGCCUGGAGCUUAUCCAUGCCAAGCCCCUCAUAAGGUCUGUACCCUCUCCUCCCCCUGGUUCAUGGAAACUCAGUGCGCUAGAAAUUGAGGGAGAGAGCUACUUCAACGAUGAUUUGGCUGCUCUAAUGGUGUCUGCUGCCACUAGUACCCUCCAAGUUUUUAGGGCUGGGCACAACGGUGGCUUGAAGACAAUGAAGGCCUUGAAACAAUGCCAAAACCUUGAGAGUCUUAAUCUACCUUGCUUAAAAAAUCUUGAACAUUUCAAAGACCUCAAGAAGGUUCACUCUCUUGAGUUAUAUUCGCUGGAGGAGCACUCAAAUCCUAAUAGUAGGGUUGAUGAGCACUUUGUUUCAACAGCACCUCUACUGGGUAAUUUGAAGAACUUUACCAUCACAGCAACGUCAAAUCCAGCAAAUUAUUGUAAUCUAAUGCAGGCCCUCAUCAACAAAUGCAAAGAGGUCCAAAAAUUCUCUUUGUUGGAGUUCUAUAUAUUUUUCCAAGAAAGCCCAUUUGUUCGACUGGCACCAUUGACUGUUAAAUCCAUUGUGGGUGGAGCCAUGCCUAAAUUAUGCACGUUAGAGAUAAAAAGUUACGGAUGUGGAGACAGUAAGGCAGUGUGGGAGGAACCAUUGAAACAAUUGAAAGAAAAACGGCCCGCCUUAACUGUGCUGUUUUGAGUUUUGAUCCUUUUCAUUUAACACGUUCAGUGCGGCGUGACCCACACCGUGGGUCACAAUAACAUAGGAUUGCCUACCCCCGCCGCACUCAACGUGUUAAAGGAAUAAAGUAUUUUAUGCUUGAUGGACCAUUAGACUUUUGUGUUAUGUAUGUUGUGUACUUUUGUAUCCUGACUUAAUCUCUCUCCUGUCUACAAUUUGCAAAUAAAGUUGUGUUUUGCGUUCUGUUCA